AGAAGAAACCAAACUCGGGUUAGUUGGUCCAAAGUCGUAACCUGCUCCAUUAGCCGUGGACAACACAUCACUCUCGUUUUAUAUCAGCCACUUCCGUACCUGUCGCCUUCUAUUUAAUCAAUCGCAUUUAAUCUACGCGUUUCGCGUUUCGCGUCGGUGUUUGACUCGGAAGUCAGUCUUAACAGCGGAGCAAAAGCUUCCAUCUUAAUCAAAAUUCCGGCGGAAAAGCUUAUAUCUUUUCACGGCUCCGGCAACAAAGCUUGUUCAUUUAAACUCCGGCCACCGGAUAAUGCCGGUUCCGGCAGACAGCCUUUGAAAAUGAACCGGAAUCGAAGAAGAAACGUUCAUCAGGUUCAAGGAUGUUUAGGUCGUAUGGUAAACCUGUUCGAUUUCGGAACAGUUGGUAGUGGGAAGAAACUGCUCGAUGAUAAACCCUACUUUGACGAUGAUUGGUUUAUAAAGAGUAAACAGUUUGAUGAGAUAGAAGAUAAAGUUGUGAGGAAUGGUUUUACGGUUGGAGUCAAUGGAACUCCGAUGAAGAUGCUACUAGCUGAGGAGAUGUUCAAAGAUAUGGAACUUAAUCUCGGUUCCACAAACUUGGUUGCCAAGUUGAUGGGUCUUGAUUCUUUCCCUCAGACACAACCGGAUGCUAUAGUUCCAAAGAGUAACAACUCUAAACCUCGGCUAAAGAGGUCGUUAAGUCACGGGGAGUGUAAAAAUGUCUAUGAGAUUUGGGAGAAACCAGUGGAGGGUUUAAGCAAAAAGAAGAUGGACAUUGUCCGUGAGAAGUUCUUGGAGGCCAAACGUUUAGUUACAGACGAUAAGCUUCGACACUCCAAAGAGUUCCAAGAAGCUAUGGAAGUUUUGAGUUCAAACAAGGAGUUGUUCCUCGAGUUUUUGCAGGAGUCGAAUAACUUCUUCUCUCAUCACCUCCAGUCCUCCACAGCGCCACCAACUCCGGAGAAGUCGCCUAAGCGUAUCACUAUUCUGAAGCCUUCAAAGAGCAUUGAGUCUCCUGUUGAAAAGGGUAUUCGUUUGUUCAAAUGGCCUGGUGAAGAUGAAUAUAAUCCGACAAAGCAAACUAGUAGAAUAGUUGUACUGAAACCUAAUGGCCAUGUGGGAAAGGCUUCUUCAUGUCCAGCCUCUCCAAGAGAUGGUUUACCUGUGGAUGACUAUGAGGAGAUAAAAGAUGUGGCUAGGAGAGUGAAGAGACAGAUUCUCAAGGAAGAUACUUCACAUUCUUCUGUCUUCUCCAACGGCUAUGUAGGUGAUGAUAGUUACUACGCAGAUUCUGAGAUCAUAUCACCGGUUUCUAGGCAUUCAUGGGAAUAUAUGAACAGCCCAUUUUCUUCUUCGCCUUUUAGCAUAGCCUCAGGUUCUCCAGAGUCGUCAUCAGUCUGCAGAGAGGCCAAGAAACGGCUUUCAGAAAGAUGGGCAUUGAUGGCAGCAUCCAGACAAAAUUUGCAGGAGGAGGCCCAAGUUGUUGAGAAGAAAGGCGGUAAUAUUUCUUUAGGUGAGAUGCUUGCACUUUCAGAUUCAAAGACUGAUCUUAGAAGUGAUGAAGAAGAAGAAGCAAAUGAUUGUAAUGAAGGACAUGAUGUUAGAGUGUAUCCAUCUUGCUUAGCUGGCGAUUCCAGUAGAGAGGAAUGCAUUUUAAAGCCAUUUAAUAGCCUUAUGAGAUCAAAAUCUCUCCCUGAAUCAUCCACAAGUCUUGGUCAUAGAGCCAUUGAUACCAACAAGGGCGCAUCCAAAGGUCCUGAAGAGUUGACGAAGUCAAAGAGCUUGAAAUGGUCUCUGAAAAGUAAAGUCUCAAAGUUUCUUUUCUCAAGAAACAAGAAAGCAAGUAAAGAGAGAUCUUCUGAGGAAACUCCAGAAUGUGAUGCAUCAGUUUCUGCUAGAAGCUUGGUUUCUCAGGAGGCAGGCUUGUCAAUUGCAAGUUUUGGAAACUCUAGCGAGUGGCGUGAUGAGCCGAGUCCAGUUUCAGUCUUGGAAACUUCUUUUGAUGAAGAUGAUGGAAUCUUUUUUAAUUCCUCUGUUUUGAAUAGAUCAUCCUCCUCUUCUCUUGAACGGGAGAUGAUGAUGUCCAUGAGAUCCAACUUACUAGGCAAAUCUCCCUCCAUUGGUCGGAUUUUUUCAUUCGACGACUCAACAGUAUCUCGGUGCUACUCAUCAAAACGCUCUACUCUUUCCACAAGAGAGGAGGAGGAAGAAGACUUGCGUCUCCUCGUCAACGCACUCUUAUCAGCAGCUGAUCUAGAUGAAGAGUCAGAGUCAUUGUCGUCAUACCUUUUGUCUAAAUGGCAUUCCGUAGAAAGCCCACUAGACCCAUCUUUGAGAGGCAUCUACGCGAACUCGGCAGAACAUCAAAGACUCGGAACCAACGUGAAGCAGCUUGUGUUCGACCUCGUCAACACGCUGCUUUUGGAGCUGACACCGAGCUAUCUCGGACCUCGUGGUCUCAAGAUUCUCUCUGGCAAGACGUUGGGGGCUUAUGCAAUAAACCGGAUGCAAGAAUGUUUAAAGGGUAAUGGAAGGGUGGAAGAUCGGUGGUGGGAUGAAGACGGAGACUUGAGCAGUUUGGCGGUGAAUAGAGUGGUGAGGAUGGAAGUGGCGGAGAUUGGUUCACCGGAGAGUUUGAGGUUGGAAAUGGAUUCCAUGGGAGAAGAAGUAGAGUUAAAGUUGCUGGAGGAGUUAGUGGAGGAGUUUUUGAUGGAUUUUUCAGAACAAUCCAAAUUCUUCAUUUCAAGUAUUUGUUAAUCAUAUAUGAAUGUAUAUUAUAUGGUUUUUUCGUGUGUAUAUGGUUGAAUCAUAGUUUUUUGUUUUUGGUUUCUAGUUUGGGUGACGGAUAACUGAAACAACGAUUUUUUCCAUCAA
Brassica napus (rape) is the source of this 2874-nucleotide messenger RNA. RefSeq lists its product as uncharacterized. The transcript is spliced from 5 exons. The record is from RefSeq and is a predicted model, not a curated record. NCBI's taxonomy places the organism in Eukaryota, Viridiplantae, Streptophyta, Magnoliopsida, Brassicales, Brassicaceae. Bases 319 to 2757 code for a protein of 812 amino acids.